AUGAGCAAGAAAAAGGAGACGAAGCUAAGCAAGUUUUUGAAAGUUCCCAUAAAGAUGGUGGUGAAAGCUAGGGACUUGUACAUAAAAAGCAUGAAUCAAUUAUCUUCCCAUGACCUCGGCGGCGCCAUGUCUUUUGGGAUACCGACUGUAUGUCAUGUAAGCGCUCUCCCGCGAAGUUUCAGCGCGAGCCACUCGCAAACUUCUGCGAGAGACAAAGAGCAUCGUGUGGCUGAGCUUGUACGAGCCGCAUCAGCUAGGAAUAUGACCAUCGAUACGCGUCCUGGAGUGCAGUUGAAAUUGAAGAAGGCUAAGAACGAUACGGGGCCUGGACUACAGUUGAAGUUGAAAAAGGCCAAGAGUUUGAGAAGUUGUAAUGACGAUCAUCAUGGGUUUGAGAGAAUUGAUGAGACAAGUCCUUUAAUUGAUGAUGAUCACAAGAUGUUUCAAAGGAGUAAGAGUUAUGGUCUUGUCAAAUCUACUCAUGCUCUCCAAUAA
Molecule: messenger RNA, 495 nt
Organism: Arabis nemorensis
Lineage: Eukaryota; Viridiplantae; Streptophyta; Magnoliopsida; Brassicales; Brassicaceae
Source: the annotation of a GenBank genome assembly